This is a messenger RNA of Cuscuta campestris, 1796 nucleotides long. The record is from the annotation of a GenBank genome assembly. Lineage: Eukaryota; Viridiplantae; Streptophyta; Magnoliopsida; Solanales; Convolvulaceae.
CGCCGCCGCCGCCGCCGCAGCCUCCGUCUCCUCCACCGAUUCUCCCAACAGCUCUCUCUCUACCCAAUCUUCUUUCUCCCAAUCUGUGUUUUCAUCACACCGCGCCAGAGAAGAAAGGAAUCUAGGGAUUCAGACAUCACGCCCGCCAAAUCGCACUGGUUUUGAGUUGAAUUUCUGGAUGGCAUUUGAAGUUUUGUGAUUGUAAUUAGCAAGAAUUGUUGUUGGAUCAUAGUGUGUAGGGUUGGAAUGGAGAACCCUAAUAGGCAGAUGGGUAGGAAUCAACAAACAGAGUCAUUGGGGGUGAAUAAGUUGGGGAAGAAUAUAAGGAAGAGUCCAAUUCACCAAACCAUUUUCACCAAUCCAACCACCGGUUCUUCUAGGCCGCAAUCCCAACCACAAGUCUACAACAUAAACAAGAAUGAUUUCAGGAGCAUAGUUCAACAGCUGACCGGUUCCCCUUUGCGCGAACCUCCGGCAGCCCGACCGACCCAACACCCUCCCAGACCACAGAGCACGAGGUUGCAAAAGAUUAAGCCUCCUCCUUUGACGCCCAUAAACCGUCCACGGAUUCCCAUUCACCCAUUUACAGCCCAACCACCUCAAUAUGGUCAGCAACAAUCGAUGCAUGCUUUACCUCCAUUUACCCCAACUGAUAGUUGGGGAAAUCGAGCAGAGUCUCCAGUUUCUGCUUAUAUGCGUUACCUCCAGGCUUCGAUUGUAGAUUCCGCGGGGCCUGCAAGUCAAGGGCACCCGUCACCAUCUGGUUUGCUUCCCAAUCCCCAUUUACCGCCCAUCCUAUCCCCUAGAUAUGGUCUUCAAUCCCCGCGGAUGAAUCCCGCCGCCCCUCCAUUUCCUCCGCCCCCUCUCCCAUCUCCGGGAGUAAAUGGUCUUCCGCUUUUGCCCUCCCCAACUUCUCAGUUCCUUUUGCCUUCCCCGUCUUCCGGUUUCUACAAUUUGUUAUCCCCACAGUCAUCGUAUCCAUUGCUUUCCCCUGGUAUUCAUCACACCCCGCCAUUGUCCCCUAAUUUUUCUUUUUCUUCAGUGGGUCAGCAGGGUAUUCUUGGCCCCGGGCCCCAUCCUCCAUCUCCUGGUUAUGGAUUCCCAUUGUCCCCUUCGGGAUUCUUCCCCCUUUCAAGUCCUCGAUGGAGAACUUAAGGGUCUGUUUGGUGCUUUGGUUUUGGACAGUAUUGGAGUGGAAGAUGUUAGAGGGCUUAGUCUAUAUAUCAAUUUUUAUUCCAGAUUUUAUACUAGGUGUAAGAUUAACAUGAUAUGUGAUCAUACAACAUUCCAAAUAUUUCUUAUUCGUUUUAGAAACAUUAUACGGAGUAUUUAUAUAGAUAUAGACAAAGUCUAUGAAAGUCUUCUGCUCCAUACCUCUCCAAAAUCUUUCAUCCAAACUGAACUCAAUGGGCUUCCAGGAUUUAAGCCAGUGACCGCUCUCGGAAUCACUUUUGGACUUCGGGUUGUUUCAUAUUAGCCCGUAUCCUCGAACGGGAGUGUAAGUAAGGUACAGGUUGAGGGAACAGUGUGGAUGUGGGUGUGGGAACAAACCUCAGAUGUUUUUACUUGAAGGGUGAUUAUGGUUCUCCAUGUACCCAUAUCAUCUUUGUCAUGUAUACUGCCACAAUAUAGGUUCUGUCUUAUAAAUGUGCGCAUUUGGUUUUUUCAUUUGUUGGUGUUUCUGCUGUAUUAGUGUUCAUUUUGGAACAUAGAGGUAGAAUGUUUGGUGAUGAACAUCACUGAUGUUUGUAACUUUUUAGCUAAUUACUCCCAAGAAAGAAAUUCUUGAAAAUGAU